Molossus molossus (Pallas's mastiff bat) is the source of this 394-nucleotide messenger RNA. RefSeq names its product proline rich 15 like (gene PRR15L). Lineage: Eukaryota; Metazoa; Chordata; Mammalia; Chiroptera; Molossidae. The transcript is spliced from 2 exons. The coding region runs from base 92 to 394 and encodes 100 amino acids. The record is from RefSeq and is a predicted model, not a curated record.
CCUGCACUGAGCUCGUUGUCUAGGGAAGGUCUCACCUCCAGCCUUCAGCAAUCAGGAUUACAGAAAGCCCACCCUCUGCUCAGGGAGCACCAUGACCGAAGUUGGUUGGUGGAAGCUGACCUUCCUCCGGAAAAAGAAAUCCACCCCCAAGGUGCUGUAUGAGAUCCCUGACACCUAUGCCCAAACGGAGGGCAGCGCGGAGCCCCCGCGGUCCGAGGGUGGGGACUCCAACAGUGACUUUAACACCCGCCUGGAGAAGAUCGUGGACAAGAGCACAAAGGGCAAGCACGUCAAGGUCUCCAAUUCUGGCCGCUUCAAGGAGAAGAAAAAAGUUCGAGCCACACUGGCGGAGAACCCCAAUCUUUUUGAUGACCGGGAGGACAAAGGACAGUGA